Molecule: messenger RNA, 2069 nt
Organism: Notolabrus celidotus (New Zealand spotty)
Lineage: Eukaryota; Metazoa; Chordata; Actinopteri; Labriformes; Labridae
Product: TOG array regulator of axonemal microtubules protein 2-like
Exons: 7
Coding region: 168-1985 (605 amino acids)
Biological process (GO): microtubule cytoskeleton organization
Cellular component (GO): cilium; cytoplasmic microtubule
Molecular function (GO): microtubule binding
Source: RefSeq, a predicted model, not a curated record
CUAAAAGCCCCUGUGAUAACCCUCUCGUUGAGACAUCAGAUAGAGUGUGCCAGGCUGAAUAAUGCUUCAGGCUCACUCAGGGUUGAAAUAUCAUUCUCCUUUUGACACUCGUUGGUGAAACUUGGAAAACCUUUACUCAAAGACUUGGAAAACAUUUACUCAAAGUCAUGGAAAAAUGGAUAAACAUGUUUUUUGGUGGGAAGAAGAGACGCCUUAUCCGGAAAGACCAGAGUCUUGAGAACCACCAGAGCUAUAAACGCCCUGGUUUGUUCAGCAGAAAGACCAGGAUCCUGGACCUGCAGGAGACUAAGACGGAGGCUCUUCUUUCUCAAACGCAGACCCUUUGUGCUGCUGAAGAAGCACGCACUAUGGCUGUUCUGGAGAGGCUCAAACUCCCUUCAAUUCAGCCAACAAAUGGCCCUAAAGAAAGGUCCCACAGAGGUCCCCAGAGGCUUCCUGUUAUUCAAGGUGUGAAGGAAGAUAUGGCGGAAGAUGAGGAGGAAGAUGAGGAGGAAGAUGAGGGGCAAGAUGAGGGGCAUCUUAGCAGAGAUUGGUCCUACAAUCGACUUGACAACCAUACCCCUGAUGAGCUGCGGGGUCUCCCACAGAUAACAAGUCCUGUUGAUGUGUCACCUCUUCAGUCACCUGUUGGUGUUCCUCCUGCAUUCAAACGACCAAACAGGGGAGUGUCUUGUAUCCCUGUGAUGAAGGCAAACCUCCAGGGAGCAAACAAAGAAACAGCUACGGGAAAAGUGGAAGCGAUUCAGAACUAUCUGAAGAAAUGGAAACCAGAAAUUCUCCCCCAUGCACCCCGACCACCGGUGGCUCCAAGAGCUAAAGGAGUAUCGAAAAAAUGUACUCCUACACCAAAGCCUUCUCCCUCGAACAAGGUGGAGUCUUCAGUGACACCUCUCCAUCCUUCUCCUCCUCCACAACCUGCCCCUCCAAAGGUGGCAAGGGCUCAACAGCAGUAUCGUCACCCUUCACGAGCAAUUAAAAGCAUAAAAAAAACUGCAAGUUUAUGCAAACUGCCAACAGCUGAUAAAAUCGAUCUGAAGGAGCUGGAACCUCUUUCCCACCCUGAAGAGGGUCUGCCCCUCUUCUUGGAAGUUGAGUCUUCAGUGACACCUCUCCAUCCUUCUCCUCCUCCACAACCUGCCCCUCCAAAGGUGGCAAGGGCUCCUCAGCAGCAGUAUCGUAACCAUCUACGGGCAAUUAAAGGCAUCAAAAAACCAGCAAGUGUAUGCAAACCGCCAACAGCUGAUGAAAUCAUACUGAAGGAGCUGAAACCUCUUUCCCACCCCGAAGAGGGUCUGCCCAUCUUCUUGGGUCUUCUCAGCUCGAACGUCUGGGAGGAGAAAGUAAAAGGACUGCAGAGUGUCCAAGCUCUGGCUCAGCAUCACCCAGACAUCUUGAAGAGCAAACUUCAUGAAGUGUGUUAUGCUGUGAUAGAGGAGGUUAAAAACCUACGCUCCUCCGUUGCCUCCGUCGCAGUAGACACCGUGGGUUAUCUGCACGUCUACCUGCAAAAGGACAUGGACCCUCUGGCAGACCAGACAGGCUCUGCUCUGUUGCGGAAAAUCGCACAGUCAUCUGCAAAUGCGUUCCUUCUGAAGCAGGCUAUUAAAGCCCUGGACUCCCUGGUGCUGAACUGCAGCCCGGGUCCAGUCUUAAACGUUCUGUUUGGGACAGGGUUAAGCCACCUGUGUGCAGCAGUGAGGGCUUGCACUGCAGAAAAGCUUCACAAGCUGGCUGCUGACCUGGGAGCGGCUGCAAUUAUGAAGUCAGGAAAAGCCUUUGCACAGAAGUUCCUGAUUGCUGUAAAUAAUAUGUCUGUUGAUGCUUCCGCUGAAGUCAGGCGCCAUGGACUUGCCAUCCUAGGAGAACUGGCUCUUCAGCCAAACUUCAGGCCACUCUGGGAAAACGUCGUCACUCAAAAAGAUAGACCUCUUCUCGAGAAGAUUCUAAAGAAAAUGCAGGAGUAGAGGAGGCGAUACAAGAAGAGUCACAUAAACAACAAAAAGACCAGAAUGUCUAAAAAAACAAAUAAAAUACAAAUCAUAAAAAUA